AUGGUGGCACCAAACAAUACUGCGCAGCCACCACAAGCGACUGAAACCGAAAGCGUUGUUCAUACACCUGUAGUAGCAGUAGCCCAAGUUACACCGAUAGUCGCUACACAACAGCAGCACUCGAAUUCGAAUGCUACCACGAAUCCGAUCGUUCCGAUGGUGUCUGAGGCGACGGUUCUGGCGGCGGUACCCUCUCAGGGUGUUGUACCGUCUUCUAGUGGGCCAGUAGCACCUACCAUGGUUCCUACUGCCUCUCUUCAACAACAGAAACCACAACAGCAACAACUUUAUGGUGGUUUUGGUGCACAGUUGACAAAUACCUCAACUGUAGCUACGUCCUCACAGCAGCAG
This is a messenger RNA of Anisakis simplex (herring worm), 351 nucleotides long. The record is from the annotation of a GenBank genome assembly. Lineage: Eukaryota; Metazoa; Nematoda; Chromadorea; Rhabditida; Anisakidae.